Messenger RNA from Rasamsonia emersonii CBS 393.64, 1665 nucleotides. RefSeq lists its product as uncharacterized. NCBI's taxonomy places the organism in Eukaryota, Fungi, Ascomycota, Eurotiomycetes, Eurotiales, Trichocomaceae. Gene Ontology annotation, molecular function: protein binding. The record is from RefSeq and is a predicted model, not a curated record. The transcript has 2 exons. Bases 1 to 1665 code for a protein of 554 amino acids.
AUGGUUUCUUAUCCGGAAAGAGUGGAUCGUACAGCUUCAACGACCCGGCUCCCACCACCGCCACCUCCUCCUCCUUCCUCGUCGUCGCGCCUAUCGCACUCGAGUCGCCAUCAUCGUCAUGGCCGCUCCCACCAGGGCGGAUCGUCUCACCAGCCGCAGAACGAGUUUCCCAUUUUCGCUCACACGGGGGAUGUGGAGAUCGUGAUCAAAGCGGGGGGACAGGAGAAGCGAUAUCUGCUCCAUCGGCUGAUACUGGCCCAGUGCUCGGGCUUCUUUGAGGCGAGCACCAGCGAGGAGUGGUCGCGCGCACAGGCACAGAGGGAGGGACAGCCCACUGCAGGAUCGUCCGAGUCUGGUCACAGCUUGCCUAGUGUCCCUGAAGAUGGAUCAGGGUCUGGCGAGUCAGGGAGACGAAGUAUACAGGGGCCGCCGGCAAAGAAGAGAUGGAGAUAUGAGUUGGACUGGGAGAACAGGGAAGAGGAUGAGGAGCCAAUCCUGGUCCAGAAGCCUCCAAGCUCUGAGAGCAUCUUCGAAGGAGCAGACUUUUCGCGUCCUCCACCGACGCCGAUAACCAAGCCAUCCACGCCACGGGCAGGUUUCUUCCGGUCGGUGGCCCAUCUGGCUGGAUUGCAAUCUGCCGUGCAUCUUCCUUCCUCUGGUGCGGCUCAUGAUGCCGAGCUGGACCCUUUGAUCCGGGACUACGACAACCUUUUCCGCAUCUUCUAUAACUAUCCUCCGAUCCUGAACAGUGUCAACAUUGCCUCUGCCUAUGCGGAAUGCAAGUCUCUCCUGAAUCUGGCCGACAUGUACGACGCCCUUCCUGUGGUGGGACCGCGAGUCGACCAUCAUCUUCUGCGCUUUUCAUCCAGGCUUUUCAAACAGAUUGCGAAAUACCCGCCCAGCUACUUGAAAUUAGGUUACCUUGCCCGCAGCAAGGUCAUAUUUUCGGAAGCGCUCAUCCAUGUGGUGGGCCAGUGGCCCGCGGCGCUACCGCAUCUUCGAAAUGGGUCUUACCCACAACUACCCGACUCGAUUUUUGACCUGAUCGAGGACAAGGUGGAGGAUCUCGAGGAUCUCAAGGCGCGCGUGGAGGCGAAACUUUUCCGCCUCACCCUGACGACCUCCCGAGGGGAGCGUGUGAGUCCAACGAACGCCUACCUGGACUGGCUUGCCGUAUCUUUAUUCCGGCAGUGGCUCGUGGAGAAUACGACGCCACCUCCGGCACCGAUACUCAAGAACUCCCCUCAACGGAAUACGGCCAACGGCAGCAACGAUCCUCAGCAAGGCAAUGGCGCCAUGCAAAGCCCAGCUGCCCCGCCUGUUCCUUCAGGCCGGGUGUACCGCCUCCUUGGGUCGUCCUCGACUGAGGCCUACUUGCCGCGUGAUGAAUUGAAACGUUUCCUCAAAUUGCAUCCGACCCCGUCAUCGUCGGAAUCUCUCUAUACCCGGGAGAACCUUAAGCGGUUCGAGAGGAAGAUGGACGAGAUCAAGCGACUUGCGCGGGAGAUCGUCAAGCCGCUGAUGAGGAACUUCCUUGAGCUGGAUCUCAAGGGAAGCGAUAACCGGGGAGGGUCCGGAGGAAGUGGCGUCGGAGACGGCGGCCUGGGAGGGCUUCCUUAUCUCACCUGCACCCGGGUGGAAGAAUCUGACUUUCCAUGGGACUAG